AUGGAACAACCUAAGGGUUUUGUCGAUUCGGCUUUUCCCACUCAUGUUUGUAAAUUAAACAAGGCUCUCUACGGUUUAAAACAAGCUCCGCGAGCAUGGUUUCACCGGCUUAGCUCAUUCCUUGUUACUUACGGGUUUACAUGUAGUCGGGCCGAUACCUCCCUAUUUGUUUUUCGGAAAGAUGACUGCCUUAUGUAUCUUCUUGUGUACGUCGACGAUCUAAUCUUAACAGGCAAUAAACCCAUAAUGCUCACAAACUUCAUUACUCGUCUUCAUAAUGAAUUUGCAAUCAAAGACCUGGGAUCCUUGAAUUAUUUUCUGGGUCUUGAAGUUGUUCAUACGGAUGAUGGCCUGUUUCUUAGUCAAUGUAAGUAUGCUCACGACAUACUUUCCCGAGCCGGUCUUCUUGAAACCAAACUCGUACCUACUCCUCUAGCCACCACCGAUACAUUUGUGUCCACGGGUUCUCCUUUUUCUGACCCAACUCUCUAUCGUUCUCUUGUUGGCGCGUUACAGUAUUUGACUAUCACUAGGCCCGACCACUCUUAUGCUGUGAACCAAGCUAGUCAGUUUCUGCAUGCUCCAACCGAUCAACAUUUUCAAUCUGUGAAACGUAUCCUUCGGUAUGUUAAGGGUACAAUGUCGUAUGGUCUCAUCUUUAAACGUUCGAAACGUACUACUAUUUUGGGCUAUUCUGAUGCGGACUGGGCUCAGUGUAUUGAAACACGUCGAUCCACUUAUGGUUAUUCUAUCUUUUUAGGAGGUAACCUCGUUUCUUGGAGUGCCAAGAAGCAACCCACCGUCUCACGUUCCAGCUGUGAAUCAGAAUAUCGAGCAAUGGCUAACACGGCAGCAGAAAUCAUCUGGGUUACUCACCUGUUACGGGAGUUACAUGCGUUACCAUCCGAUCGACCAACGUUGCUUUGCGAUAAUCGUAGUGCAUUAUUCAUGACUCAAAACCCCGUUUCUCACAAACGGGCCAAACACAUCGAUUUAGACUACCAUUUUGUUUGGGAAUUGGUUAUGUCUGGUAAGCUCUACACGCGGUUUGUACCCACCAAGCUUCAACUAGCGGAUAUCUUCACCAAAAGUUUGCCACGCUCUCAAUUUCAGCAUUUUCGAACGUUGCUUCGUGUAGGUUCGCUACCGUUUCGCUUGCGGGGGGAUGAUAGAAUCAAAGAUAAUUCCACAAAUCAAGCAAAUGACUGA
Messenger RNA from Helianthus annuus (common sunflower), 1209 nucleotides. RefSeq lists its product as uncharacterized. The coding region runs from base 1 to 1209 and encodes 402 amino acids. Lineage: Eukaryota; Viridiplantae; Streptophyta; Magnoliopsida; Asterales; Asteraceae. The transcript has a single exon. The record is from RefSeq and is a predicted model, not a curated record.